Suncus etruscus (white-toothed pygmy shrew) is the source of this 417-nucleotide messenger RNA. RefSeq names its product kallikrein-12-like. Gene Ontology annotation, molecular function: serine-type endopeptidase activity. The transcript is spliced from 3 exons. Bases 1 to 417 code for a protein of 138 amino acids. Gene Ontology annotation, biological process: proteolysis. NCBI's taxonomy places the organism in Eukaryota, Metazoa, Chordata, Mammalia, Eulipotyphla, Soricidae. The record is from RefSeq and is a predicted model, not a curated record.
AUGGCACCGAAUGCCAACCCCACUCCCAGCCCUGGCAGGUGGGGCUGUUCGAGGGUGCCAACCUGCGCUGUGGGGGUGUCCUCAUCGACCGCAGGUGGGUGCUCACUGCAGCCCACUGCACCGGCAGGCCCAUACCCGGACCGACUCCAGUGCCUCAACUUAUCCAUCGUCUCCAGAGAAACCUGCCAAGCUGUGUUUCCUGGGAGAAUCACUGAGAACAUGGUGUGUGCAGGAGGCGUUGCAGGGGCUGAUGCCUGCCAGGGAGACUCCGGGGGCCCCUUGGUCUGCAAUGGCGUCCUUCAAGGUCUGGUGUCCUGGGGCUCCGUGGGGCCCUGUGGGCAGCAAGGAAUUCCUGGAGUCUACACCAAUAUUUGCAAGUACGGGGACUGGAUCCAGACGGUCAUGAAGAACAACUGA